ACCCCUCCCCUACUAUGGCCCCAUAACGACUCUACCUUCGAAGGUUCAGCGUACUGCUUGACCUGCUAGACAGCUUAUUCAAGGCCGGUAUUUUCAUCGCGGAGCAGUCAACUUCAGAGUCCGUUGCAAUGCUUUUGAUUUUUCGGUCCGCUGCCCCCAUAUUAGGACAUGCGUCAGUAGCACUGUCCUGUUAUAAUCGUCUACAAUCGCGCAACUCGGACGUGCAGAAACCGUUGUUCUGUUCUUAUAGUGAGAAAUCACAGCUUCAUACCGACAGCGUAACUCCGAGUUAUGCAGAAAGAAAACACUCGAAGAAGCUCUUCAACCGCUUGUUAUACCGUGCAAAACAACGAGGCUUCCUUGAGCUUGAUAUACUUGUCGGCAAGUGGGCACAACGCCAUCUGAUUAAUCGGAGUGAAGAAUUCAUGGCUUCGUUUUCAGAGGUUCUCGACGAGGAAAAUCCUGAGCUCUUUAAGUGGCUCACAGGUCAGGAAUAUCCACCAUCAAGGCUGGCAAACAACCUGGCCUUCAUCUCUCUGCAAGUUCAUGUCAUAACUAUCAUGAACCAGAAAAGCCACAGAGGCGCAAGAGCUGAAGCAGGUCACAGCUGGCUAAGAGGUUGGUCGGAUGGAACAACUAAACAACUACUUUAGCUUCUUUUGAUCUCAGUUAAAGGAAGAUGUCCCAACAUUAAGCAGAUCUUUUACGAGACACAGUUCACUUUGUGAAGCAUUGUGAGACAGCGUAACUGACUGCCCUGGACAGGUGGCUUCAUCUGGCUCACGAAAAGGCUUUGAAAUUCAUCUAAAACGUUUUUUCCACCGUCCAGCGCACUGGAGAUAGCCAAACGACUGCAGACACGUUGUAGACUGCACAUGCACAGGGAUAUUCCAAACCGUGGUCGACUAUAGCACUUUAAUCACCGGUAGAUUCACCGUGUUUGUCCACAAAAGGCGCUGUAACGCUAAUGUGCGGUGCCCGACCUGGUCUCGGUUUACUUCAAAGAAACCUAAGAAAGCAACAAAUCUGAGGAAAAUGUUGAUAUUGAGAGAUAAUAAGUAUCUUUGAUAGGUCUCUUGAGUGCAAGCGCACUCAAUCUCUUGAAUGCAAGCGCACUCAGUAAUGCCUCAGUUGCAUCGUCUGUCAACUCAACUGCAGUGACGGUACCGUAAAUGUUGUUCACGAGCAUACAUAGGCGCACAAGUGUCAUAACAUAAGCACACGGAGAGUAAGUAGUACGAUCACUUUAUUUAAUGCACAGGCUGUUGAAGGGAUUCCAUCACUAUAUAAUUCGAUGAAAAUAGCUGAAAAGUACGGAAGUAUGUGAUAUGCAUUUUCUGUUUUCUUCGUUGAAAUAAUUUUCAUUUGUGGUCGUACGUGGUAAAGUGCACCUAAAUAAAAUCAGUUGACGACAGCGUUGGAGCAGCAGGUCGAAUCAACUUAAAGUCAAUAGUCGUAUAUUUGUCCAUCAUUUCGUCAUAAUCUCUGUAAUCUCUGUUUAGCGAGCGUGCUUGCUGCGUGGAGGAACGUUCUACAGCCUGGAAACUAUCACAAUAUAGAUUCCUUCUUCUCAACAUUAAAAAUACAGUCCUAGGUUUAAAGUAUCUAGUACCUUCGAAGGUAUAGAUCUACUAGAUGGUUUUAUUACGAGUACGUAUACCAUAAUGUUGUUGCAGUGGUGUUGCUC
Molecule: messenger RNA, 1687 nt
Organism: Micromonas pusilla CCMP1545
Lineage: Eukaryota; Viridiplantae; Chlorophyta; Mamiellophyceae; Mamiellales; Mamiellaceae
Exons: 2
Coding region: 129-653 (174 amino acids)
Biological process (GO): mitochondrial respiratory chain complex II assembly; mitochondrial electron transport, succinate to ubiquinone; tricarboxylic acid cycle
Cellular component (GO): mitochondrion
Source: RefSeq, a predicted model, not a curated record